Messenger RNA from Seminavis robusta, 2298 nucleotides. The record is from the annotation of a GenBank genome assembly. NCBI's taxonomy places the organism in Eukaryota, Bacillariophyta, Bacillariophyceae, Naviculales, Naviculaceae.
AUGUCCAAGGAAAGCUCCAAUCAAGAAGACAAAGAAGGAUGGACCGACAAUGGUGGCAGCCGAGAAGAGACUGGGGACGAAGAAACCGCAGCCACUAAAGUCCAAGAAGCGGAGGAGGAAGACGUAAAGGCUGCUAGAGACGUGUCGUUAGUUAAAAGCGGUACGAUUGUUGUCCUUCCACCAGAAAAUACAAAUGAUAAUGAUGAUGGCAAGAACAACAAUAUGUCCAUUGGUCGGUUCGAUCAAAUUCCUGACCAUGUCGUCCGAACAGCUCCCCGUAAAGGAAUCGCUGCUGCCUCAAACUACACCAUUGCGGGAGGAGAUGUGAUCCCAUUGCCACAACGACAGCCAUACCGUCCCACGGUGCAACCAGGGGCCUACGCUGUCAACAACUCCCCACGGAAUAAUACUGUUGCACCCUCUCCACCAGAAUCACUGCACGAAGAAGAACAAGAAGAAUCGGUAGCCGAACAGACACAGCAGGACAGGCAAAACAGCGUGGAUGCGAGUGCCCAACAAAAUUGUCCAUGGGAUAUUACUGGUACAUCCCGCCAAAUGAUGAAUCCUAUGAGCAGUAGUGACAAUGACAAUGACGACGACGAUACCACAGUGGAUCUCGAUUUGGGAGUUCUGGUGGAAGCAAAUCCAGUGGAACCACGCGACAGUUUCAUGGCACGUCAACUGCCAGCAGCAGAAAUGAUUGGAAGCGAGGAAUUGAGAGUCAUGGGGGACAGAAAACAAAAGUCCAGGGAACAACGAGACAAGCAACAAAAACAAAUCUUGGUCUAUGCAUUUUACGGACUGGCUUCUUGUGUGGUCUUUGCAGUAGUACUGGGAGUUGUCCUCUGGAAUCGCAGUAGUGAAGAAAGUUCGACGACUGGUGGUAUGAUUACUACAACAACAGCCUUUCCAUCCAUGCCACCAUCAUCGGAUUCUCCAUCCAGUGCUCCAACAGAGGCUCUUGAUUUUAUGCUAGGGGAUCUUCCAGAGGACUCACAAAAACAUGCCUAUGGAAGAUUCAAUGAGGACGGAGCAUACUCUCAAGAACGGAGGGAUGUAAAUGUGGACCCUUGCGAUGGACAAGAUAGAAUCCAAGCCAUCAUCCUUGAAGAUUUAGAACUCUCUGGGACCGACCCUUUCCUGCCUCCAGAAAUUGCACUCCUUUCAUCUCUUGCGUACAUUUCCUUCCGCUGGUCUGCAAUCAAUGGCACCCUAGGCAAUCUAAUCCCAUCAGAAAUGUACCACAUGCCAAAUCUUACUUUCCUGGCUCUCAACAACAACAACCUUUUGGGAGGAAGCAUUCCAAGCGAGCUCAGCAUGAUGGCAUCUCUACAAGAUCUCCAGUUGGAUGACUGUUCCCUCUCAGGCAGUCUGCCCAGUGAGUUGGGAUUGCUGCAGAACCUGCAGUACCUGUCUGUUCACCGCAACCAAAACAUAGAGGGCAUAAUCCCCACAGAGUUUGGUAUGAUGACCAGCAUGCGGCGAAUGCACUUCAAUCAGAACAAAAUUGCAGGUUUGGUCCCCAGCGAAAUUGGACAAAUGACAAGACUACGACAGCUAAAACUUGCCAAGACGUCCAUCACAGGCCCCAUACCCACCGAAUUGGGUCUUCUUGAGAACAUGAUGGACUUGAGAUCACAAAAGACCAAGCUCACAGGUUUCCUGCCCAGUGAGUUUGGUCUGUUGACUAAGCUUUCACUACUGAACUUUGGACACAAUAAUCUACAAGGAGAGAUCCCUACAGAGUUUGGAAAGCUCACCAAUCUGACUGAACUAUAUCUUAUGAGGUCAUCCCUCUCUGGGCCUAUCCCCUCUGAGUUUGGGUUGAUGGCCACCCUGAAAGAGCUCCAGUUGGAUGGGAACAGGCUUUCUUCUUUACCAACGGAUUUGUGGCGACUGACAAACAUGGAAGAGCUCACGAUCAGUGGGAAUUCAUUCGAUGGGAAGUUUCCAUCUGAGAUGGGACUCUUGACAGCACUGGUGGACUUGAAUGCUGACUCGAGCUCCUUCACUGGGAUCCUUCCUAGUGAGCUUGCUCUGCUGACAAGCAUGGCUACACUGCAGCUGGGUGGCAACCAGUUUUCCGGAUCUAUCCCAAACGAGCUGUCUACUUUGGCAGUGAAUGGUUCCCUGGAGCUAUUGACUCUAUUGGACAACUCCCUUUCUGGAGUAGUCCCGGAUGGCUUGUGUAGCUUGGACCAAUACAACCCCAACGGCAAAAAGCCCAGAGGCCUAGUGUUUGACUGUGGUGGUUUGCUCUGUGGGUGUGAUUGGUGCGGGUGUAGUCUUAGGCUAUAG